AUGGCAUUUCCUCCACCUUACAACAAUCCAAUGAUGGCACCGAGAAUGCCACAGCCUAAUCAGCCAGGCCAAUUUACAGGACAAAAAUUUGGAUUCUUUUCACCCCAAACAACUAUACCAACGAUGCCUCCACAAGUUAUGCAAAUGCAGAUUCCACAGUUGCCUAUAGUUGGAGGGGUUCAAUUGACCUUAAGACCAAAUUUUCGACCGUUUGUGAGACGACCGGCAGAAGCGCCGCCAACUCAAUUCGUCCCGCCUGUUAAACCUGUUGCGGUCACAACUGUUUUUAUUGGUAAUAUUACUGACUUAUGCGAGGAUAGUCUUAUUCAAGAAAUUUUGGGAAAAUGCGGAACUGUCCAUACCUGGAAACGUCUUCAAGAUCCUAAUGGAAACUUCAAAGCUUUUGGAUUCUGUGAAUUUGUUCACCCUGAUGGUACCAGAAGAGCAUUAAGAGUGCUUAAAGAUUAUCCUCUUGGCGAGAAACGUUUGAACGUUAAAGUUGAUGACGCUACUGAAAAAUACUUGAAAGAAUUUGCUGAGAAUCAAACACGUUUGCUUGGUAUGGACUCUGGGACGCCAAAAUCAAUAAAUCCUGAAGAAGACGAUAAACAGCUUAGAGCAGCAAUAAAGGCAGUUAUUGAGAAAAAAGCUCCAGGAAUUCUUGAAGUGAUGCCGGAAGAUGAUGUAGCAGGUUAG
This is a messenger RNA of Meloidogyne enterolobii, 696 nucleotides long. Lineage: Eukaryota; Metazoa; Nematoda; Chromadorea; Rhabditida; Meloidogynidae. The record is from the annotation of a GenBank genome assembly.